AUGCAGAGACCUGCCGGCGUACCUCGCCCUCACCGCGCGAACCCCCGAUCAGCAGAGUAUCGCGAGAGAAUCACACGAAUGCAAGCUGCACGGCUCUUUUUUCCGCCACACCUGUUUGUGUACGACCAUACGGUCAACGGCAUGAAGGCGGUGAUCCGCUACAUCCUCGAUGAGUCGGAUUGGUCUGAGCGCAAAUCGACUCACGGCGCAACUGUUCUGUCGAGUACUCCGUUUGAACGGAUGACAGUGACCCAAUGGCUGCGACACACGUUGUUUCGAGGGAGGUGGUCUGGGAUCGCGACCAAGGCGGCGUCGUGGGAGGAAGGGAUACGAGCAAUUUGCGCGACGCGACCGGAGUAAAGUUUGCAAAAACCAGUGGCCGUUAGAUGGUGAGCAUUUCGGAGGAGGAAGCAAGUUUGCAUGAGAUGGCAACGUGGACUAGACCGAGCUGGUUGUUGG
This is a messenger RNA of Aspergillus novofumigatus IBT 16806, 459 nucleotides long. RefSeq lists its product as uncharacterized. The record is from RefSeq and is a predicted model, not a curated record. Bases 1 to 360 code for a protein of 119 amino acids. The transcript is spliced from 2 exons. NCBI's taxonomy places the organism in Eukaryota, Fungi, Ascomycota, Eurotiomycetes, Eurotiales, Aspergillaceae.